CCUUUAUGUGAACAUUCAAUGUGCAAUCAUCAACGUUGAAUCGAACAUUGAAGGUAUGUACUUAGGUACCUAGACAUCUUAAGCAUUCAAGCAUACCUAGUACCUAAUACAAACGUUGACUGCUACACUUCGUUCACUCUUCUUUAAACAUCACCAACGAAUGAGAUCAAGCUUACACAAUAACCUCCAUACCUUUCUGGAGUGUCUUCAAGGACACACGAAGACUCUGGAGUAUGGUGGUUAAAGAAUCACAUGCAUUGAAGAAGACAAAAAGUGACUUGCAGAUCAGGAUUGAUUUAUCAACAACAUCCCAAAGUCAAGGCUAGGGAGCUAGCCAGUCGUCGGACAACAUGGCCACCCAGCCGGGAAGUCCCAUGACAUGUCCCAGCCUGUCCUUUGAACCGUACCGUAAGCACCUAUCUUGCGUUUCCAAAAUGGAGGCGGCCAAAGAUGGCAUCCUGGCUGAAGACUCCCCGAUAUAUGUCAAGUCGUACGCCAACCUCUUCUAUCAGGUAUUGGCUCUUAUUGGCUAUGCCCCUGCGAAGUUUGUGGCCGUAAUGAUAUUGGGCAUGGCCAUUGCUUCCUGGCUCGGAGGCCUCUUAGGUGUUGUCGGUUUCAUUGUGUAUCGCCACGUGGCUCUAGUGAUCCAACGCCGUAGAAAGAUAAGAGAUGGAUCGUACUUGCCCGGUCAGUAUGGGCUCAAGAAGUCGACGGAUGUCCCUCAUUACACCUUGAUUGUAUGCGGAUCAGGUGGCCACACGGGCGAGAUGAUUCGAAUGUUGUCACGCAGCAUUCAGCACGAGGCCCUCGCUCACCGACGAUGGGCCGUCGGCCGCGGUGAUGAGUUGAGUUUCAGUAAGGUCAUAGACUUCGAAACCCGUCUUUCGAUGAACUUCGCCUCGAAAGGCUGGGAGCCUGGUACAUUCGAUAUUAUGUCCUUUCCCCGCGCUCGUGCCGUCCAUCAGAGCUGGCUCACCACACCCUUCACUGCAGUCUUGUGCGUUGUGGAAAUCAUCCGCAUUCUGCUUGAACAACCCUCUGGCAAAAGUAUCGACUUCGCGUAUCCCGGCGUAGUCGUUAGUGACGGCCCAGGUUCCGGAUUCCUGUUCAUAUUAGUCGCCCACAUUUUGAAGGUCUUGCAGCUCGUCCCUUCGGAUUACAUGCAAACUAUCUUCAUCGAAAGCUGGGCCCGAGUGGGCCGUCUAAGCCUCUCUGGACGUCUGGCUGAUCUCUUGGGGAUUGCCGAUAUGUUUAUCGUCCAUUAUCGUCCCCUUGCCCGGAAGAAUCACCGAGUCUUUAGUCAGAACAUGAUCGCGAUGCCGCGAAUUCCCACCCUCCCGACGGAUUAAGCUACCGCAUACUCGCAUCACGAAGGUACCAAAGUGCGUACCUAGACUCACUCUGCAAUACCUACCUAGCAGCUACAGCAGCUAACUAUCUCAUAGUUUGGGCAUGAUGAGGCACAUUGAUAGCCACCUCAGCGCAGAAUACUAUCAGCGUUAAUACUAGCUAAUCGGGAGGGAUUCCUUCGUGUGUCUUAAUGAUGAACCGAAGGAGGUCAUUAUGUGGACUAACGGAACAGGUCUUUGAGGACCAGUGCUACGUGAGGCUCGCUCAUAGUUAUGGUAGUAAAACACGAUUAAUUUCCCAUGAA
This is a messenger RNA of Hypoxylon fragiforme, 1654 nucleotides long. Its product is annotated as glycosyltransferase family 1 protein. The record is from RefSeq and is a predicted model, not a curated record. Gene Ontology annotation, cellular component: UDP-N-acetylglucosamine transferase complex. NCBI's taxonomy places the organism in Eukaryota, Fungi, Ascomycota, Sordariomycetes, Xylariales, Hypoxylaceae. Gene Ontology annotation, biological process: dolichol-linked oligosaccharide biosynthetic process. The transcript is spliced from 3 exons. Bases 351 to 1349 code for a protein of 332 amino acids.